GGCGUGGACGUGGGUUUGGAGCGCGGCGCUGCUCGGAGCGUGGUGCAUCCCCGCAAAUCAAGUGAACCUGCUGGACUCUCGCUCCGUGAUGGGAGACCUGGGCUGGGUGGCCUACCCUAAGAACGGGUGGGAGGAAAUCGGCGAGGUGGACGAGGACUACGCCCCCAUCCACACCUACCAGGUGUGCCGGGUGAUGGAGCAGAACCAGAACAACUGGCUGCACACCAACUGGAUCCUGACCGAGGGGGCGCAGCGGGUCUUCAUCGAGCUCAAGUUCACCCUGCGGGACUGCAACAGCCUGCCCGGCGGCGUCGGCACGUGCAAGGAGACGUUCAACAUGUACUACUACGAGACCGACGGCGGCGAGGAGGAGAUGGAGGACGGCGGGAGGGCGAUCAAGGAGAGCAGGUACACCAAAAUCGACACCAUCGCCGCCGACGAGAGCUUCACCGAGCUGGACCUGGGCGACCGCGUGAUGAAGCUCAACACCGAGGUGCGCGACCUUGGCCCCCUGACCCGGAAAGGCUUCUACCUGGCGUUCCAGGAUCUGGGCGCGUGCAUCGCCCUCGUCUCGGUGCGCGUCUUCUACAAGCGCUGCCCCCUGCUGGUGAAGAGCCUGGCCGAGUUCCCCGACACCAUCCCCGGCUCGGAGGCCUCGCAGCUGGUGGAGGUGGUGGGCCGCUGCGUCAACAGCUCGCUGGCGCUCUACGAGCCUCCCAGGAUGCACUGCAGCGCCGAGGGCGAGUGGCUGGUGCCCAUCGGGAAGUGUGUAUGCCAGACGGGAUUUGAGGAGGUGAACGGGUCCUGUCAAGUGUGUAAGCCGGGGUUUUACCGCUCUCUGCUGCAGUCUCUGGCGUGCAGUAAGUGUCCGCCGCACAGCGUGGCCCGGCAGAGCGGCGCCACCUCCUGCACCUGCGAGGAUGGCUUCUACAAGAUGGACUCGGACCCCCCCAACAUGGCCUGCACACGCCCCCCCUCUGCCCCACGCAACGCCAUCUCCAACGUCAACGAGACCAGCGUCUUCCUGGAGUGGUCCGUUCCCAUGGAGACGGGCGGCAGGAAGGACGUGCGCUACAACAUCCUGUGCCGGCGGGUCCUGCCGGACGAGCGGGGCCUGGAGGAGUGCGGCCCCAACGUGCGCUUCCUGCCGCGCCGCCUCGGCCUGUCCAACACCUCGGUGAUGGUGGCCGACCUGCAGUCGCACACCAACUACAGCCUCCUGAUCGAGGCCGUCAACGGCGUGUCGGAGCUCGCCAAGGACUUCUCCAGGCAGUACGUGUCGCUGAACGUGACCACCAACCAGGCAGCCCCCUCUCCGGUGAGUGUGGUGAGGAAAGGUCACGCCGGGAAGAGCAGCAUCGCCGUCUCCUGGGCAGAGCCUGAUCGCCCCAACGGCAUCAUCCUGGAGUACGAGAUCAAGUAUUUUGAGAAGGAGCAGGACUCCAGUUACACCAUCAUCAAAUCCAAGGAGACUGAGAUGGUGGUGGAGGGUCUGAAGCCCUCGUCAGUCUACAUCUUCCAGGUGCGAGCCAGGACCUCGGCAGGAUACGGGGCAUUUAGCCGGCGCUUUGAGUUCCAGACCAGCCCUGACAGUUCAGUGACUGCCACAAGCGAGCGAGCUCAGGCUUCCAUCGUCGCGGUGGCCGUCACUUUGGCUCUUGUCCUCCUGGCAGUCGUCGCCGGAUUCCUGCUCAGCGGACGGCGGUGCGGCUACAGCAAGGCCAAGCAGGACCCUGAAGAGGAGAAGAUGCACUUCCACAAUGGUCACAUAAAGUACCCGGGCGUGCGCACCUACAUCGACCCCCUGACCUAUGAGGACCCCAACCAGGCGGUGCACGAGUUCGCCCAGGAGAUUGACGUCUCCUUCAUCUCCAUAGAGAGGAUCAUCGGCGCUGGUGAGUUCGGCGAAGUGUGCAGCGGCCCGCUGAGGCUGCCCGGCAAGAGGGAGCUCCCGGUCGCCAUCAAGACCCUGAAGGCCGGCUACACGGAGCAGCAGAGGCGCGACUUCCUGUGGGAGGCGUCGAUCAUGGGCCAGUUUGACCACCCAAACAUCAUCCACCUGGAGGGCGUGGUCACCAAGAGUAAACCAGUGAUGAUCAUUACUGAAUACAUGGAGAACGGAUCGCUGGACACCUUCCUCAAGAAAAAUGAUGGUCAGUUCACUGUAAUCCAGCUGGUCGGUAUGCUGCGUGGGAUUGCAUCUGGCAUGAGGUACCUGUCUGAUAUGGGCUACGUGCACCGCGACUUGGCCGCUCGUAACAUCCUGGUCAACAGCAACCUGGUGUGUAAAGUGUCUGACUUCGGCCUGUCCCGAGUCCUGGAGGACGACCCUGAGGCGGCGUACACCACACGGGGCGGGAAGAUCCCCAUCCGCUGGACGGCUCCGGAGGCGAUCGCGUACAGGAAGUUCACCUCGGCCAGCGACGUGUGGAGCUACGGCAUCGUCAUGUGGGAGGUGAUGUCGUACGGGGAGCGGCCCUACUGGGAAAUGUCCAAUCAGGACGUAAUAAAGGCGGUGGAGGAGAGCUACCGGCUGCCAGGUCCUAUGGACUGCCCCGAGGCGCUCUACCACCUCAUGAUGGACUGCUGGCAGCGAGAGCGCAGCAACCGGCCCAAGUUUGACGAGAUCGUCUGCCUGCUCGACAAACUCAUCCGCAACCCCAGCUCGCUAAAGAAGCUGGUCAACUCCUCGCACAGGGUUUCCAACCUGCUGGUGGAGCACGCCAGCGUGGAGCCGGCUAACCCCACGCUGGCUCAGAGCGUUGGCGAGUGGCUCGACUCCAUCAAGAUGGGCCGCUACACCGAGCUCUUCAUGGAGGGCGGCUACUCCUCGCUGGACACGGUGGCUCAGAUGACCUCAGAGGAUUUGCGGCGAGUAGGAGUGAACCUGGCCGGACAUCAGAAAAAAAUCAUCACGAGCAUCCAAGAGAUGAGAGUCCAUAUGAUUAACAUCAACUCCACCGUGAACAUCUGACACGUGUGAACCGGAACACACACACACAUACAAACACACAAACACACACUGACAUGCACACAAACACAUACAGACACACACACACACAGCUCACAAGAUAUGGACCUAAAUGAUGACAGGACGGUGACUCGGAUUAGCUGUUGGACCUAGAUCGGCUUAGCACUUUUUUUUACGAACGAGGAAACCGAGUAUUUAUUAUUACAGAAAUGGAUCUAAACUGGAGGAUCCACAUCUCCGUGGUUCUGGUGUGGAAUUCAGUUGUGGUGUCACUUUGGGGGAGAUUUGACAUCGCACGGCUAAAACCAAACUGAACUGAACUGAAACGCGUGGUGCUACACGGAGGGCAGGUGCCGGCGAGCUGAAACCGAACUGUGCAAAAACUUCGUUCUGAUUAUUCUGUUUGUAUUGGAUCUUGGUGAUUUUAAC
Molecule: messenger RNA, 3400 nt
Organism: Myripristis murdjan (pinecone soldierfish)
Lineage: Eukaryota; Metazoa; Chordata; Actinopteri; Holocentriformes; Holocentridae
Product: EPH receptor A5
Biological process (GO): protein phosphorylation; axon guidance; ephrin receptor signaling pathway
Cellular component (GO): dendrite; plasma membrane
Molecular function (GO): ATP binding; transmembrane-ephrin receptor activity; protein binding
Source: RefSeq, a predicted model, not a curated record